This is a messenger RNA of Vespa velutina, 1229 nucleotides long. RefSeq lists its product as uncharacterized. NCBI's taxonomy places the organism in Eukaryota, Metazoa, Arthropoda, Insecta, Hymenoptera, Vespidae. The record is from RefSeq and is a predicted model, not a curated record. Gene Ontology annotation, molecular function: protein binding. The transcript is spliced from 5 exons.
AUGGAUUCUUCGUCGAUUGAUAUUGAACAAUCGGAUCAUUCUUAUCGUUUGGAUGGCAAUAUAAUUGUUUCUAAUCGGACAGAGACUGCAUUGGAUAUAUUUUGUCUAACUUAUACGGAAACAUUUGAAUUUUUGGCGGCAGGAUUAUCCGAUGGUACCGUACAAUUGCAUAAAACUCAUAACGGCGAGAAAGCCAGGUCCCUUUGUGACAACGAAAUAAUACAAAAUCCUGGAUCAGUAACGGCUAUCAAACAUAGGCCCGUCCAACAGACACAUCCGAUAGCUCACACUCUCAUCGCUACUUGUUAGCACAUUUCUUUUUCUAGAAUCCACAUAAAUGGAUGCGUCAAAUCUUGGCAUUAUCCAAGUUCGCAAUGCCUCUACACGAUAAGAGAGAACCGACAAAUUCUUGGUCUGGCCUAUCAUCCUAAUCUACCGAAAUUCGUAACGGUCGGUGACGACACCAACGUCUGUUUGUACGACGAAGAAACGAAGACUCAGGAAAGAGUGUUCCACGCUAGUGAAACCGUGGAAAAGAUGGAUGGGCACAGGUCUCGCGUAUUCGCUGCCUGUUUUAAUCCAAAAUCAGUGCACGAGAUCAUAAGCGGCGGCUGGGACGACACCAUUAUGUUUUGGGACUCUCGGCAACCUUACGCUCUCCGUUAUAUAUCGGGUGUUCACAUCUGCGGAGAUGGCAUUGACAUAAGUCAGAACGGAAAGGAGAUCCUGACGUGCGCUUGGCAAAGAAAAGAUCCCAUUCAGUUGUGGGAUUAUGGAAGUGGCAAACUCAUAACGAGUCUCGAGCCCGAUAACAUAUCUUCUAUGCUCUAUUGCGGAAAGUAUCUCAGUAAUAUCUUUAUUACAUGCGCCGGAACGGAUGCGAACUUAUUUAGAAUCGUCGAUCUGCGUUCACACUCGGUAAGUUUUCGUCGUUGCAUAAAGAGAGAAGAUCAUUUUCGUUUUCUUUCGCUUCGCUUCGUUCGAUAGACCUUAGCGAUGGUGAGAAAUUUGCUCGGAGGUGUUCACGGUAUAGCUCUUGGACCAGUCGACACGAAACGCGCUAAAAGGAUGAAACAACCCGAUAUGUUUUUGCCCAAAAUUGCCUUCUGCUCUGGCAAGACGAUUUACGAAGUUCAAGUAAAAUCCAUCUGACCCCGUCUAUUGCCGUCGCGUUUUUCCCUCCCUUGACUUAAGAGACAACUUUAUGAGAAAAGGGAUUAACAUUUGUU